Malania oleifera is the source of this 1957-nucleotide messenger RNA. Its product is annotated as nucleoside diphosphate kinase 3-like. Bases 202 to 1623 code for a protein of 473 amino acids. The record is from RefSeq and is a predicted model, not a curated record. Gene Ontology annotation, biological process: CTP biosynthetic process; GTP biosynthetic process; UTP biosynthetic process. Lineage: Eukaryota; Viridiplantae; Streptophyta; Magnoliopsida; Santalales; Ximeniaceae. The transcript has 15 exons. Gene Ontology annotation, molecular function: nucleoside diphosphate kinase activity.
GGUCUCAUCAAGCUUUCCUAUAGUCAAACGCUUUCCAGGAACUCCGUACCACCUCUUUCUCCGAUCAUCUCCUUUCGUUUCCCUGAAAAUCUCAAAUUUGUUGAGGAUUUGUUCUUCAAAUUCACAAGCCAGAUAUCUAUUCGCACGCACUGUUUUUCAGUUCAUGUUAGUUCCUUCUCCUAGAAGUGGAAGUUUAGCUUCAUGGAUGAUAGUCUGGGGAAGAUAGAUAUUUUCCCAGAUCACUUUCAAGCAUCGACAUCUAGUGUAGACAGUCUUCAGAAGAAAGGGCACUCUGUUUCACAUCCAACAAUUGAUAACUCAUUGAGGUCCCAUAGCCGGUUGUGGGCUCAACAAAAAUUAAGAUCAGCUGCAUCCAUGUUGAGCUUGUUUAGUAUACGAGGCCUGCGUUGGGGAUCUGGCACUGAUGGUCAGGAGAAGGUUGAGCUAACUGCUGUUGAGUUAGAAUCCCUUCGAUCAGAACUUGCUGAUUUAGAAGACAGAGAAGCUCAUUUGAAAGCUCAGCUAGAGCAUCUUGAUGAAAUUUUGCGGUCUGCUCGUCUGUGUGGCUAUUUAUACAUUCGUACUAGAUGGACAGCGCUACCAGGAGAACCUCCUCCUAUUGAUGAUACUGAAGUUGAUGACUGGCUUCCACGCUUCAUUGUUCUUCAGGGGUCAUGUAUCUUUUUCUAUCUGUCAUCUACAGAUUUGAGUCCUCAGGACUCCACUCUACUUUCUGAUGUAGUUGAAGUAGGUCCUUUGUCAAGCUUUGCUCGAGAACAUGAAGAGACAAGAUAUGCCUUUUACAUCUUAACUUGUCAUGGGCUGCGGUAUGAGUGCUCCAGUGUUUCUAAAGUGCAGGUGGAUUCUUGGUUAACAGCCUUACAGAUUGACUGCAAAUUGGGUCCUGAUACUGCAUCCGCGGCUAGAGCCGUUCGGUCUCUGCUCACCGCUUCCAGGAGCUCUAACGCCUUGUUGUUUAUUGCAGAAGGGCGGGCAGUAACUACUGCGGCGGCUGCAGCAGUUGCACUCAGGGGAAGGGCUCCCUUUAUAGCAUCAUUUUAUGAGAGAGCUGAGUGCGGAAAUGCAUCAAGAGGAUGGAUUUCGGGAGCCCUUGCUCUCCCUGUGGCAGUUUACAUGCUUCAGGAGCAGGAGGCACAUGCUGCCGAGAUGGAGCGCACUUUUAUUGCUAUUAAGCCUGAUGGAGUUCAGAGAGGGCUGAUUGCAGAAAUUGUAUCACGUUUUGAGCGGAAAGGGUUUAAGCUAGUGGGCAUUAAAGUAGUGGUUCCCUCAAAGGACUUUGCGCAGAAGCAUUAUCAUGACCUCAAAGAUAGGCCUUUCUUUAGUGGUCUGUGCGACUUCCUUAGCUCCGGCCCUGUUGUUGCAAUGGUUUGGGAGGGCGAGGGAGUUAUAAAGUAUGGUAGAAAACUUAUUGGGGCAACAGAUCCACAGAAAUCAGAGCCUGGAACCAUUAGAGGCGAUCUAGCUGUUGUCGUUGGGAGAAACAUUAUUCAUGGGAGCGAUGGCCCUGAAACUGCCAAGGAUGAAAUCAAGUUAUGGUUCAAACCAGAAGAGUUGGUUAGCUACAUCAGCAAUGCUGAGAAGUGGAUCUAUGGAGUCAACUGAAGAAGAUUUUGCCCUUUUUUCCCUCUCUUUCAGCAGUUAAAUCUCACGAAACGAGUGGGGGGUAGAAGCACAAUAAUCAGAAUAAAAUUAUUUUUGUUGAGGCGAGCGACGAUGCAAUUUCCCGUCAAUCUUACUCGUAAAACUAAUCUCCAAAAAAAAGCUUAUUUUGCCUCCGUUAAUCAAUUUCAAUUGAACCCUUCUUUGGAGAAAGGUAUUUUGGCCUGCAAGCAGCAGUUGUUGCAAAUGCCUCCCAACUCACUUGAAUUUUACUUCCAAGUUUUGAGUUGGAUUUGAAAAAUUAAAAUAUGAAAUAUGAAAUGAUUUUUGGUAGCAA